Messenger RNA from Psilocybe cubensis, 4398 nucleotides. RefSeq lists its product as uncharacterized. Bases 1 to 4398 code for a protein of 1465 amino acids. The transcript has 4 exons. The record is from RefSeq and is a predicted model, not a curated record. Gene Ontology annotation, biological process: protein polyubiquitination. NCBI's taxonomy places the organism in Eukaryota, Fungi, Basidiomycota, Agaricomycetes, Agaricales, Agrocybaceae. Gene Ontology annotation, molecular function: metal ion binding; nucleic acid binding; ubiquitin protein ligase activity.
AUGAGUUCAUCCGUCUGCAAGUUCAACCUCAGCGGUUCAUGUCGCAAUGGCAAGCUAUGUUCCUUUAGCCAUCAAAGGACUGUACCGCGUCAGAACGCCGCAAAAAAAGUCGCAUGCAGAUACUUUCCUAAGGGAACGUGCGCGUACGGUGAUCAGUGUUCACGAGCUCAUGUCCUUCCCGAGUCUGAUGCAGACCAGACGAAACGGGGCGGCAAGCCAGUCAGAGCCAGCAAUCGCGGCAAUGACGGUGAUGCGCCUGCCAAUACUGGUUCAACGAACUACAACCGUGUUGUGGACGCGUUGAAUAGCCAGUCAGAAUACCUUGAUGAUGCAACGUCCAAUCAUGAAAGGCAGGAUGAUGAUGAGAGCAAUGUCAAUCCCAAUGAGGAAAGUCAUCCACAGCCUCUCUCAUCCGUUCCACCGUCCCGAGACACCUUUAAUUCAUCCGAUGAGGAAAAGCCACAAUGCGUCUUCUUUCUGCAAGGGGUGUGCGAAUCUGGCGAUACAUGCGUUUUCCUCCAUUCGGUUCCUGGCAAGUCUCACACAGAUGUAGUGCAUGGUGAGUGGUCAUCAUUCCGACCAAUUAGACCUCAAUAUAGUAGAACAAUUUUAGGGCCAAAUAAAAGCGAAUCCACCCGGGCAGUAUGCCAGUAUUUUCAACGCGGAUUUUGUCGGUUAAAAGACAAGUGCAAGAACAUACAUGAAUCGCCGAACAAAGCGUCGAAGGGCUCUAAUCAACCCUCUGAAUCUGACUCGUCGCCCGCUUCCGGUAUCCAGAGCCCCGUUUUCGGGAAUAAGGUCCUCCAAGCGUAUUCCAGCGCCAGCGACACACAAAUGCAAACCCCCACCGGUCAUGGCGAUUACAUACAUCAAUGGGAGGAUGACCAGGAGAAAGGAAGCCAGUUUGACGAGGAGGAGGAGGAGUGGGAAGGCGAACAGGAUGCUGAAGAAGUUUUGAAAGAUCCACCUCAGAUUUAUCAUCGCGCAGAAAUUCCUCUGGACAGUAAUGGGACCAUUAUGAACCAGAAUGAAGAUGUAUCUGGACAGUGGAAAGGAUCUUUCUCCAACACCGGAAGGUCAUCACCGGAUAUUUCUCAAGGUCUGGAGCAGAAGUCCGAACAAGAACCUGUCCAGUCGGGUGACUCUCGCAAACGCAAAAGGCCCGGUAGCUAUUAUGGAGAAGGAUGGUCAGAGGAGGAGGUUGGAUCACCUCGGUGGCCGAUACCAACUGCAACCAGUCAAAUUCCCGAGGAAAACAUCCCAAUACCGACACAACCUGUAUACCCACAUAUCUCGGAGGUCAAACCGCAUUGGUCACAAUUCGCGGAUCCAUACGCAGAUCCUAAGGUACCCUUUUGUAAAUUCCAUGCCCAAGGGCAAUGUACACAGGGUUUUACCUGCAAAUUCCGUCACUCCCUCACACCUCACGAAUAUACCACUCUUUUUCACGAUCAGCAGCCUAACUUGUGGACUUUGAAAAGAAACUCGCUAAAUGACAAUGUUGCUCCCACCACAAUUGCGCGCACUACCCAUGCAUAUGAACUUUCGACUUCUUUUGUUCAACCACCUUUUGGAGCGCCCUCUCUUACCCCGAGACCGUCUGCGUCUACUUCGCGCCAGGAAUGUCUUUUCUACCCCCGCGGAAAAUGUCAGAAUGGUGAAAAUUGCCCAUUUAAGCACAUUGGGCCACCACCUCCUACAAUCCCUGCUCCGAAAUCAGAGCCGGAUGAUUCGAAGCCUUACAAAUCCUCGAUUAAUUACAAUUCAAAAGUCUGCAAGUAUUUUGCGAAUGGGCGCUGCAAAAUGGGCUCUGACUGCAAAUUCGUACAUGAAGAAGUUGACAGUAAUCAUGAAAAGGAAUCAGAGGAGUUGGACCAACGUGAGUCAGCAACCAAACAAGCUGAUGCCGACAACGGAUGGGGGAGACCAUGGGACGAAACACCCAAUGAUGCCGAUUGGAAUGACAAUCCAAUUGAAGGUAUCAAGUGGGACGCCCCUCCAGAUCUCAGUGGAUGGGACAUAACUAGCACGAGCGAUAAUAAGCUGGAGAAGCAGACAUGCAAUCAAUUCACCAAGUAUGGCACCUGUCGCUUCCAAGACAGCUGCAAAUUUGCUCAUGAUGUAGAACCCAACGAGUCGACCCCUACCAUCGAGGAGAAGAAAACCCCAGUUGAAACCCUUCAACACUCUGACAAUGAUGAAGGCUACUCGCCACCUGGGACUAGAACUGAUUCUCCUGUAUCGCUAUGCCCGUACUUCUUCAAGGGACGGUGUAAAAACGAAGAAAUUUGCGAAUUCAGCCACGGCAACCCCCAACCGCACUUAAAUCAGGCACGGCUUAAUCAAACAGUCAGCGAACGCUCCAUUACACCUGGGCAAUCGAAUGAUCACGAAGAAGUAGAAAAUGGCGAGGAAGAAGAGCAAGAAGAGCAGCAGAAAGAGGAAGAGGAAGAGGAACUACAGGACAAUGAACGCCAGGCAGAUGUGGAGCAGGAGCAAUUGGUGGUAGCCGAAGAAAUUUCCAAUGACGCACCUAUGCAGGUGGCUAAGGUGCAAAGCAAGAUUCUGAAACCAUGUCGAUACUUCAUUCAGGGCCAUUGUAAAGAUGGAUUGAACUGCAGAUUCGCACAUGAUAACGCCUCUGGGGAUAUUCCAGAUGAAAUAAAGCCGAAUGACAAUGAUAUUAUUGAAGAAUCUGGCGAAACUGCACAUCUUGAAGCCAGCGCUGUCGGGGCUGGUGGUACCAAUGAACAGUUCACCGUCGACUCCGGUAGAAUCGACCAGGAUGAAUUCCCAGACCAAGCCCUAGAACCUAUAUUUUUCGAUCAUCCGCUUGUUACCCGCCUUCUUUUAAGCUGUGAGGUCACUGUCGGACCAGAUUCGGCCCCUUCUCAAAUCACAACGAUGUCGGACUCCACCAAAAUUAUCUUAUCAGACCUCCCUGACUCAGCCAACGCUCAGGGUAUUCGUGAAUUUUGCAGCACAUUUGGUCAAGUCAACAAUGCUGUCAACAUCAACACAACUUCUAUCACCCCCGUGUUCCAAGUAGAGUUCGCAGAGAUAUCUCACGCCAUCAGAGCGGCCAAAUCGAUAGGAAAACACUUGUACCACGGAAAGAAAAUAAUAGCAACAUUAAAGGCUAGGGUGCCUUUAACUAUUACAGAUGCCAAUGACCAAUUAGUCCUCAAAGUUUCAUGGCCCAACCCAAGCCAGAGCGCAUGGAGCCAUUAUCCAACAAUCACUAAAGCAAAGCAAGAGGCAGCUCGCCUCAAUAACAUAACCUUCAGGGGGAGGACCAUUAAAGCAACCUUUGUUACACCUCAUCGUAGCCAAAAGGACUUAUUUGCAAUCAAAAUCGACAGAUUGCCUGUGGACGUUACGAAGGCAGAACUCGAACAAAUCUGUACCAACACUACUCUCGUCACCCUCAAUCAACCAACUUACACCGAAGACUCGAGUAAUGCCAUUCGUUCCGCUCUUGAUGAAUGCGGCGGCCUGGAAACCUUUGACCCUCUCGCAGGAAACAGCGAAAGAGCGAUUGCUGUUGCCUUCGCGAUAUUUCAAAGUGAUUCCAUGGCGAAGGCUGCCAUGAAGUCUCUAGACUCACAAGAGCAGAACUAUCUGGGAAAUCAAUCCGUAACUCUUCGACCGGUUUACUACUCUCGAUAUCGAGUUCUCCGUGAUCAACUGGAGGCUAUCCAGAAUGAAUUGUACCAGAUACAGGCAGAAUCUGACAGACGGUGCUCAGUUCAGAUCGAUGACCAUCACGAUACUACUCUGGCUUGGAUCCGAAUGUACGCCUCUCCGGAGGUCGGCCCUAGGUUUCAUGCAGAACUGAAAGACCUUGUCAGUGGUACAAUCCUCAAGGCCGAGAAUGGUUGUGACCUCUGGGAUGACUACUUUGAAUUGUCCAGCAGCUCUAAAGCUCUCAAGCAGAUCAACAAUGCAUUUAUCCAUCGUGAUCUUCGCACCAAACAAUUGAAGGCUUAUGGAUCCCUCAGCGAGCGAGAUGAAGCACAAAAAUUAAUCCUUAAACUUCUAUCCAAGGUUCAUUCCCAAAGACACCAAAUCACGCUCCCCCGACCGAAAUUGAAACCUUUAAUCAAUGGGUCCCUUGCAAUUUUAAAGACAGAGCUAGGCUUCAACAAAGUCUCUCUGGACGUCAUCAAAUCUACUCUUAUUGUUCGAGGGUCGUCAGACGACGUUUCAAAGGCACACGCUAUUCUUGAUUCCUUGAAUCCUAACCCUUCUUCGUCCUCUAAACAUACAAGUUGCCAAAUAUGUCUGCACACACCUACACCUGACGAUUCUAUCGGCAUGGACCUUUACAGUGCAUCUCACAUCUGGCAUCAGAUAACUCCAGCGAAAGAUGCCCUGCGCAUGUUCCAUACGCCGUAA